Molecule: messenger RNA, 1944 nt
Organism: Lagopus muta (rock ptarmigan)
Lineage: Eukaryota; Metazoa; Chordata; Aves; Galliformes; Phasianidae
Gene: IK
Product: IK cytokine
Exons: 20
Coding region: 60-1691 (543 amino acids)
Biological process (GO): mRNA splicing, via spliceosome
Cellular component (GO): nucleus
Source: RefSeq, a predicted model, not a curated record
AGCGACGGGCACUUCCGGCACUUCCGGUGCGACGGCUGAGGGGAGCGGAGCGGGCAGCAAUGCCGGAGAGGGACGGUGAACCGUUCUCCAACCCCCUGGCCCCCGAUGGCCACGAUGUGGACGACGCUCACUCCUUCCACCAGUCCAAACUCACCAAUGAAGACUUUCGAAAGCUUCUCAUGACCCCGCGGGCGACGCCAACAUCAGCGCCGCCGUCAAAAUCUCGCCACCAUGAGAUGCCCCGGGAGUACAAUGAAGAUGAAGAUCCAGCUGCUCGUAGAAGGAAGAAGAAAAGCUAUUAUGCAAAGCUGCGCCAGCAGGAGAUAGAGCGUGAAAGAGAGUUGGCUGAGAAGUACAGGGAUCGAGCCAAGGAGAGAAGAGAUGGUGUGAACAAGGACUACGAGGAAACAGAGCUGAUCAGCACAACUGCAAACUACAGGGCUGUGGGGCCCACUGCAGAGGCGGAUAAAUCUGCUGCAGAGAAGAGGAGACAGUUGAUCCAAGAGUCCAAGUUCUUGGGUGGUGACAUGGAGCACACUCACUUGGUGAAGGGUCUGGACUUUGCCCUGCUGCAGAAGGUACGGGCUGAGAUUGCCAGCAAGGAGAAGGAAGAAGAGGAAAUGAUGGAGAAGCCUCAGAAAGAAACCAAGAAAGAUGAAGAUCCUGAGAACAAGAUUGAAUUUAAGACUCGGUUGGGUCGAAAUAUCUACCGCAUCCUGUUCAAGAACAAAGCCUACGAGAGGAAUGAGCUGUUCCUGCCAGGGAGGAUGGCCUACGUGGUAGAUCUGGAUGACGAGUACGCUGACACCGAUAUUCCCACCACGCUGAUCCGGAGCAAGGCCGACUGCCCCACCAUGGAGGCACAGACUACGCUGACCACAAAUGACAUCGUCAUCAGCAAGCUGACACAGAUCCUCUCUUAUCUCAGGCAAGGAACCCGCAACAAGAAGCUCAAGAAGAAAGAUAAAGGGAAGCUGGAUGAGAAGAAACCCCCUGAAGCUGAUAUGAACAUCUUUGAAGACAUUGGGGAUUAUGUCCCAUCCACUGCAAAGAUGCCACGGGAUAAGGAGCGGGAGAGAUACCGCGAGAGAGAGCGGGACAGGGAGCGGGACCGGGACAGGGAGCGCGAGAGGGAGCGGGAGGAGGAGAAGAAGAGGCACAGCUACUUUGAGAAGCCCAAGGCUGAUGACGAGCCCGCAGACAUUGACAAAGGACCUGGCUCUGCCAAGGAGCUCAUCAAGUCCAUCAACGAGAAGUUUGCUGGAGCUGCUGGCUGGGAAGGAACAGAGACAUUGAAGAAGCCAGAAGACAAGAAGCAGCUGGGAGACUUCUUCGGCAUGUCCAACAGCUAUGCAGAGUGCUACCCUGCUACAAUGGAUGAUAUGGCUGUGGACAGUGAUGAAGAGGUAGACUACAGCAAGAUGGAUCAGGGUAACAAGAAGGGGCCUUUGGGCCGCUGGGACUUCGAUACCCAGGAGGAAUACAGUGAAUACAUGAACAACAAAGAGGCUCUGCCCAAGGCAGCCUUCCAGUACGGGAUCAAAAUGUCUGAGGGACGCAAAACCCGUCGCUUCAAGGAGACGAAUGACAAGGCGGAGCUGGACCGGCAGUGGAAGAAGAUCAGUGCAAUCAUUGAGAAGAGGAAGAAACUGGAGGCUGAUGGGGUGGAAGUGAAAAGGCCCAAGUACUGAGGCUGUAGCUGCCUGCCUACAUCUGAUCCUUCUGCUCCUGGAGCCUCGUCCUGCUGGAUGCAGUGUUCCCAGAGCGCAGGCGUGCCUCAGCGGGCUGCCCCUCCUUCACCCCCACACUGGCUGACUUCCUGCUCCGGGCAGCACGCAGAGCCCCAGCCUCGUGCUGUGGGGCUGUGCUGGGGCUCUCUCCUCGAGUUUGUUGUACAGCUUGUGAUUUGCAACCCUCGUAGACGUAAUAAAAUUACAUUCAAGG